Molecule: messenger RNA, 1188 nt
Organism: Bolinopsis microptera
Lineage: Eukaryota; Metazoa; Ctenophora; Tentaculata; Lobata; Bolinopsidae
Product: secretagogin-like
Exons: 6
Coding region: 65-676 (203 amino acids)
Biological process (GO): regulation of cytosolic calcium ion concentration
Cellular component (GO): cytosol; synapse; nucleus
Molecular function (GO): calcium ion binding
Source: RefSeq, a predicted model, not a curated record
UUCAACACUACUAUAUAACAAAUAAUUUGAGUAGAGAGGAUGGUAUAAGACUCGAGACAAUAACAUGGCAAAGUCAGGAUCAAGAGACGUGGCGGGAGUGGAACUUAAGAAGUUGCGGAAUAAGAAGCUGACCAGCACUGAGUUUAUGCAGGUUUGGUUCCACUACGACAAGGACAAGAGCGGUUUCCUGGAGUAUGUGGAGUUCUCACAGUUCAUGAAGGACUUGUUUCUCAAGGGGGACUGUGUAGAUAUUACCCCAGAACAGGUAGAAAAGUACACUGCAGAAGUAAUACAUUUGAUGGACACGUACGAUGAAAACAGGGACGGAAGAUUCGAGAUGAACGAAUUGGCAAAGGCCCUGAAAAUCGAAGAGAACUAUUUGAACAAGAUUAUCAACAAGAAAUCUAUAAAGGACAAACACGUUCAGUCCGUACUGAAGCACUACGACUCGAACUGCGAUCAGAAACUCCAGGGUAUAGAGUUGAAAGCGUUUGUAGGAGAUCUGGUCAGAUCUACCCCUGAUAUACCAUUCAACUUUACUAUGAUCGAGCAAGCGUGUAACUACAUUGAGGAAAUGUCUGGUGAAAACAUGCUCAACAUCGACGCUAUAAAACUGAUUCUAAGUCUGGACAACAGGCAGCAGCUACACCGCAAACUGAGCGAGCAGGCGAAGUAGUGGAGGAGAGAUUUGUGUGAGAGGAUCGAGGGUAGAUGGUGCAAUGAAACCUUCAAUUACUGUUGGAUAUUGCUCGAGAGAGAUAAGGAACUCAGAGGAGAAUACUUUAUUUGUACCUAACUGAACAGUAAACAAACCGAGUUUAAGAUGCUGGUGUCAUAUCGCACGUGCAAGGUGACUUUGCGCGAGAAAUUGCGCGAGAAAUUGUUCGUGACGAGUCUUGCACGGUACAACAGAAGAUUUAUAUCAGAAGUGCUGUAAUCUCAUUUAAAUUACUCUCGACUUAUAAUUAAUUGACGGUGAAAUCCCGAUUUAUGAGAUUGAUUAUGAUAUAUUUUGACAAAAUUAUAUGAGAGUAGAUUUUUCUGACUUUAUCAUGGAUAUAUUAUAAUAGGCAAGCGGAAGGUGACUAAUUAAUUGAUAUUUUAUUACUACGACGCGAAGAAAAUGAAACCAUAAUGCCUCCCAGAUUUUUAUUUAACUACAUUCACCUGUGUUGUCUGUUGACCCCA